GUUUAACUUCAUUCUCUAUCGACCCAAAUUUUUGCUUAACUCCGCCUUUUGUUAAGACCGAUAUAGAAAGAGUGUUUACUUCUUCACUGAUGCCAGGUGAGACUUCAUGACGUGCAACGUUGAAGCUUAUGAAAGGUCUCAAAAUGCUGUAUGAAUAAGGAGCUGAGAUGGUUGACAGACUGACAUUGGCAAUCGUGGUGCAGAGCCUGGCUCUCCUCUGGAUAGGGCCAGCCUGUGAGGCCUCUUCCCUGGGGCUCACAGUCCAUGCUGUGCCCCUGCAAAGUGAUGGAGGGCAAUCGGUGAGAGCUCAUUUUACUGUAAUUGCAUCCAAUCCAUGCCCCCCAUUAUCUGGCCUGUGUACCGAAGGGGUCAACUGUACACUUCACAAAGCGUACUUCCCCUUCAGUGGCAUAAAACCCGACUCAGGCUGGUGUGUUCGUCAGUGGGAGCAAGUGGUCCCCAGUCACUACAAUAGCACCAUCCGUUUGAACUCCAGAACCACAUUUCACAUAUUAAUGAAGGCGGGGCCACAUGCACGUGCAAACAAUGGGAAAUUCAAUCACCCUGCUUAUGUUGCACUGCCUCCUCCAAUAAGGGCACGUGAGAACUGCCCUCACCGCAUCCAACUGUCAGUGAAAGACCUGGAUGGAGACAAGGUGCGAUGCCGUUUCGCUAUGGAAGAACAAGGGGAGUGUCUCGACUGUACUCCACACUCUUUUAUAGAGUUGCACAAGGAUGCAUGCAUGUUGGCAUUCACUGGAAACGCACCAGUUGGGCAGUAUUCCAUCUACCUGAUGGCAGAGGACUACAUCCCUACCCCCAAAGUGGGCCAAGUCCGUGAGAGCCAACCCAUCAGCUCCGUGCCUGUGCAGCUGUCUCUCUCUGUGGAGCAGUCAUAUUCCAGCUGUACAGAUGAGCCUGUGGCGACAGGAAAGACCCCCAAAGAGCGUACAACAUUUCAUGUCCUGCCAUUCGAGGAGGUGAAAUUUGAGGCUGAAUUCAUUUCCCGAAAAGAGGGUGUUUCAGAAAUAGCAGUUGUCGGCCAACCUGGGCUCAUUAAGUAUGGCUUCGCUUCAACUGGUGCCCUGUCACAACUUUCCAUGUCCUGGGUCCGUGGGGAAAACACUCUCACCCAUCUUUUUCCUAUCUGUUUUGUUGCCAAUUCCAUGAGUUUUCAGUCCGAGCCUCGAUGUGUGUGGCUGUACCAAAGAGAAGUGAGGAUUCUUCCUAAUGGAACAGAAUUGAUUUGUAAUAAGACAGCGAUGACACUGGUCCUUCCUCUUGGCUCACUGAGCAACAUCAACCUGACUGAGCUGCAGCUCAACAGCCCCACAUGUCCUGUGACCUUCAACGACACUCAUCUCACUGCACACGUUGCGUUAGAUGGCUGUGGGACCAAAACUGUGCACGCUGGCAGAGAGCUGGUUUUCACCAACACCUUGAAAAGUGUCCGUCCUUACUCCAUGAUCACACGUCAGCCCUCCCUCAUCCUCCCAUUGGCCUGCCGCAUCCCUGCAGUCCAAGCCAGGGGCCCAAAUUUCAACGUCACUGUGCCCGUAACAGUCUUUUUUAAUUCCGAUGUUUGGCUAGAAUUUCACUUGCCAGGGGAGGGACCGUUUGCAGAAUAUACAUACCAUCCACAAUUCAGACCCCUUGGUCUUAUGCCAGGACCAAUGCGGCGGGAUUCAGCACCAGUGCGUCAUAUCCGUGCUCUCCAAGGGGGGCUGGGGUCCAGGAUCAAAGAGCUGGACCUCCAUUUGCUUUCCAACACCACUCUGAAGCGAGCUGAGCUUAGUGUCAAACGUUGUGUGGAGUCUGCCAGUGAAAACUUUGCUGAAAGCCUCAUCAUUAUGGACAACGGAUGCACAGCUGUCAACACAACAAAAGAGAUUAGAGCAACAAGCAAUGCAAGAAUCUAUCGCCUUGAUGUGACCAACCUGGUAGAAAAUACGAUGUAUGCCGAGUGUGAGGUCGAUUUGUGCAUCCCCUUCCUUCCCUCUCAGACGUGCGCGACUCAGUGCAACAAGGGCUUGGUAAAUAGAGCGGCUACCAUUAUGUUGAGCAAGACCUUCACCGUCAGGUCGGGACCUGUUAGUCUUGUGGCAACCACACCAGUUCCAUCUACAAGUGUCGUCACAGAUGCAGCAGGACAAAAUGAAGGUCCUGCAAUUGCUACUACAGUUGAAGCAGUCACCAUCACCUCAAGUGCUCCAGAACAGACCUCUUUCAUGGCAGUUGGAAUUACUUUUAAUAUGAUCUGUUUUUAUGUCAUUAUUCGCUAAAGUUUUUUCAUCUUUGUUGAAAAAUGAACAUAGUCUCUGUCUGUCAAAAGGAAUGAUGAAUGAUGUUUGAUGUUUGUUUUCAUCCAUGAUAUAUUUGUAUGAGGGGAAGUUUGCAACAUCUCAACUUUUAAUAUUAACUGCAUAUUUCUUCAACAUGUCUUUAUUCGCUAAAGGUCUUUCAUCAUCUUUGUUGAAAAAUGAAUGUAGUCCCUGUCUGUCAAAAGGAAUGAUGUAGUUGUACUGGAGCUGUUUUCGAUUUUGUCAAUAUCAAGAAAUACAUUCUAUUUAGUUACUUUUUUAUGUUUCUAGAAGAGUUUGAUGUUUGUUGACACCCAUGACAUUUGUGUGAGGGGAAGAUUGCAGCAUCUAAAUUUUUCAGAUAUGUAUUUACAAACCACAAUUUCAAUGAAGUUGGGACAUUGUAUAAAACCUAAAUAAAUCAAUACAACGAUUUCCAAAUCAUAUUCAAUUGAAUACACUACAAAGACAAGAUAUUUAAUGUUCAAACUGAUCAACUUGAUUGUUAUUUUGCAAAUAUUCACUCAUUUUGAAUUUGAUGCCUGUAACAUGUUCCAAAAAAGCUGGAACUGGGGUAUGUUUACCAUUGUGUUACAUCACCUUUCCUUCCACCAACACUCAAUAUGCAUUUGGAAACUGAGGAUACACAUUUUCUAAGCUUUGUAGGUGGAAUUCUUUCCCAUUCUUGUUUCAAGUCCAACUUCAGUCGCUCAACUGUCUGGGGUCAACAUUGUCAUAUGUUGUGCUUUAUAAUGCGCCACACAUUGUCACCUGGCAUUGUCUUGCUGAAAUGAGCAGGGCUGUCCCUGAAAAAGACAUUGCUUGCAUGGCAGCCUAUGUUUACCAAAACCUGUAUGUACCUUUCAGCAUUAAUGGUGCCUUCACACAGAUGUACAGGUUACCCAUGUCAUGGCCACUAACAACCCCCCAUACUAUCACAGAUGCUGGCUUUUCAACUUUGCACUGCUAACAAUCUGGAUGGUCCUUUUCCUCUAUGGCAACGACAAGGACACGACGUCCAUGCUUUCCAGAAACCAUUUGAAAUGUUGACUAGUCAGACCACAGCACACUUUUCCACUUUGCGUCAGUCCAUCUCAGAUGAGCUCAGACCCAGAGAAGCUUGCUGCAUUUCUGGGUGUUGUUGAUGUAUGGCUUUCGCUUUGCAUGGUAGAGUUUCAUCUUGCAUUUGUAGAUGUAGCGACAAACUGUGUUCAAUGACAAUGGUUUUCUGAAGUAUUCCUGAGCUCACGUGGCAAUAUCUUUUACACAAUGAUGCCGAUUUUCAAUGCAGUGCCGCCUGAGGGAUUGAAGGUCACGAGAAUUCACUGUUGGUUUUUGGCCUUGCUGCUUUGAUGCAGAGAUUUCUCCAGAUUCUCUGAAUCUUUUGAUAAUAUUAUGGACCAUGAGAAAAUCCCUAAAUUUCUAGCAAUUUUACAUUGAGAAACGUUGUUCUUAAACUGUUGGACUAUUUGCUCACGCAGUUAGUUGUUCACACAGUGGUGAAUCUGAACUGAGCCUUUCGGGAAUGCUCCUUGAAACCCAGUCAUGACACUCACCUGUUUCCAGUUAACCUGUUCACCUGUGGAAUGUUCCAAACAGGUAUUUUUGAGCAUUUCUCAACUUUCCCAGUCUUUUGUUGCCUCUGCCCCAGCUUGUUUGGAACUUGUUACAACCAUCAAAUUCAAAAUGAGAGAAUAUUUGCCAAAAAAAACAAUAACUUUUAUCAGUUUGAACAUUAAAUAUCUUGUCUUUGUAGUGUCUUCAAUUGAAUAUAGGUUGAAAAGGAUUUGCAAACGAUUCUAUUUUUUAUUUACGUUUUACACGUCCCAACUUUAUUGGAAUUGGGCUUUGUAUAUUAAUAAGCGGUGGCCGACUGGUUAGAGCGUCAGCCUCACAGUUCUGAGGACUGGGGUUCAAUCCCCGGCCCCGCCUGUGUGGAGUUUGCAUGUUCUCCCCGUGCCUGCGUGGGUUUUGUCCGGGCACUCCGGUUUCCUCCCACAUCCCAAAAACAUGCAUUAAUUGGAGACUCUAAAUUGCCCGUAGGGAUGACUGUGAGUGCGAAUGGUUGUUUGUUUCUAUGUGCCCUGCGAUUGGCUGGCAACCAGUUCAGGGUGUACCCCGCCUCCUGCCCGAUGACAGCUGGGAUAGGCUCCAGCAUGCCCGCGACCCUAGUGAGGAGAAGCGGCUCAGAAAAUGGAUGGAUGGAUAUUAAUAAGCAAGACAAGAACAAUGCAAUAUGACAAACAAAUCUCAAUGUUAUAUUUGACUCAACUCUCUCCUUCCAAAAGCACAUUAAGAAUAUUAACAAAACAGUUUUUUAUUCGGCCCAUCCUAUCCGCUAAUGAUGCAGAGAUCAUAGUCCAUGCAUUUGAUUACGUCUUGCCUCGAUUAUUGUAACGUGCUGGUCUCUGGUCUUCCCACGUCUUGUAUUAAAAGCCUGCACUUAGUACAACUUG
This is a messenger RNA of Phyllopteryx taeniolatus (common seadragon), 4756 nucleotides long. RefSeq lists its product as uncharacterized. The coding region runs from base 168 to 2282 and encodes 704 amino acids. The transcript is spliced from 15 exons. The record is from RefSeq and is a predicted model, not a curated record. NCBI's taxonomy places the organism in Eukaryota, Metazoa, Chordata, Actinopteri, Syngnathiformes, Syngnathidae.